AUGGAGUUCCCGUUAAUUUCUCGGGCUCCGUACCGUCCGACGACGUCGUAUUCUUCUUCUUAUAAAGUUUGUCUCUGUGACUUUCCGGUGAGUUUAAAGAAGAGAGUGAAAAAAUCUGUCGCCGAAAAAGUAAGGUCGUCGGUGAUGAGUGUUAGAGCUUCGGCGGAGCGGAGUAGUGAAAGUAUUGACGGAGAGAGAGAAAGUGGGGGAGGGUAUACGAGUUCGGCGAUGAAGGUGACCACAUUUAAUCAAAGCUUCGGUGAAGCUGAAUUCCCAAUUUGGGACAAAAUCGGAGCCAUUGUUAGACUCAGCUAUGGAAUCGGAAUAUAUGGCGCGAUGGCUUUAGCUGGAAGGUUCAUAUGCUCCAUGACAGGAGUCGAUUGCACCGGAGGCUUCUAUCCAUCAUUAGAUGCAAUUGUUGUAGGACUGGGAUAUGCAGCUCCUCCAAUUAUGGCCCUUCUCUUUAUACUGGAUGAUGAAGUUGUGAAGAUUUCGCCUCAUGCUCGUGCCAUCAGGGAUGUAGAGGAUGAGGAACUGUGGAGUUUCUUUUAUGGAAUGUCACCGUGGCAGUUUAUACUAAUUGUUGCUGCGAGCUCAGUUGGAGAGGAGCUUUUCUACCGCGUUGCUGUUCAGGGAGCAUUGGCUGACAUAUUUCUAAGGAGCGCCGAUUUGGUGACAGAUGCUCGUGGAAUGGCAUCGUUGACUGGUAUGCUACCUCCAUUUGUCCCAUUUGCUCAAGCUUUUGCAGCUGUGAUCACUGCUGCUCUUACUGGUUCCCUUUAUUAUGUGGCCGCCUCUCCGAAAGAUCCUACUUAUGUCGUUGCACCAGUGUUGCAUUCUCGCUCUGGUCGUGAAGAUCUCAAAAAGCUCUUUGCAGCCUGGUAUGAGAGAAGGCAAAUGAAAAAGAUAUACUCUCCACUCCUGGAAGCACUUUUAGCCCUUUACCUUGGAUUUGAGUGGAUGCAGGCAAAUAACAUUCUUGCGCCGAUUAUCACACAUGGGAUAUACUCUGCUGUUGUUUUGGGACAUGGCCUGUGGAAGAUUCAUGAUCACCGGAGAAGACUACGACAGAGAAUACAGCAGCUGAAACUAGAGGGAAAAAAACUCAUCCAAAUAUCGAAGCUAGGUAGCAAGAUACCAUACCAUAGAUGUAUACUUGAGAAGCAUGUACGAUGUUUGCGAACAUGGUAUAUGUUGAAUGAGAAGAACAAGAUGUCUACUACUAUCUGCAUCAAAGCGACAGCUGAGAAUUUACUGGAUAAGGAACUCUCUAAGUGGGGUGUGAGUUUGGGUUGUAAGAUGGAUGAAUUUCCACAAAGUUGUACGGAAUAUGAAGGGUUACGGAGGAGUUUCUCAACCGUUUUCACAUUCCGACCCUACAGUCACAGCCCAUUCUCAAGAGUAUCUGCAGUUCACGCUUUAACUACUCUCUUUUCAUUAGAAGAUGUUGUCCUUCUUCCGCGGAAAAUGGUGCAGGGGUUGAAUCAGCUUAGUACAAGGUUCUUCUCCAUCUCAAUUUGA
Molecule: messenger RNA, 1521 nt
Organism: Ilex paraguariensis (yerba mate)
Lineage: Eukaryota; Viridiplantae; Streptophyta; Magnoliopsida; Aquifoliales; Aquifoliaceae
Source: the annotation of a GenBank genome assembly